AUAUAAGCCAGGUCGAUAGCGUAAGUGGAGUAUUAUCACUUUUAGUUCUCCUCAGACCUUUUGCUUUGAAGCUUGUUGUUGGAAUAGCAGAAAGCAAUGCACGCUCAAAUGAUUGCAGUGUUCGUCUUCUUCGCUGCAUGCACUGUAGCUCUGGCUGAGCCUCAUGGGGCUCUGGUCAUUCAUCAUAAACCUGGACACUACGGAUACGGACAUGGAUAUGGUGGUCACGGUGUAAGCUCAAGGUACGAUGUUAGACACUACGGAUAUGGACUUGGACAUGGAGCAGGACUUGGUUACGGAAAAAGUUAUGCUGGACUGGGCGGCCUCGGAUUAGGACAUGGAUUAGGAUAUGGACAUGGUGUUGGAUUAGGACAUGGUGCAGGAUUAGGACAUGGCGUUGGAUUAGGCUAUGGACAUGGUGCAGGAUUAGGCUAUGGACAUGGUGUUGGAUUAGGAUAUGGACAUGGCCUGGGAUACGGACAUGGUUUGGGUUACGGACACGGUCUGGGAUUAGGUCUUGGACAUCACUGAGUCAUUAGUGAAGCUGUAUGUGGAAAAACAGUUUCAUCUUAGUAUGAAAGUACAAGGAAUCUGUUUUAAGAAGAAUGUGGUAAUGUGAAUAUUUCAUAAUGAUGUACAGUUUCUAAAGCAUCUGCAAUAAAUAAAGUAUUUUCAAAAUGUU
Messenger RNA from Stegodyphus dumicola, 682 nucleotides. RefSeq lists its product as uncharacterized. The record is from RefSeq and is a predicted model, not a curated record. Lineage: Eukaryota; Metazoa; Arthropoda; Arachnida; Araneae; Eresidae.